AUGACAUGCAGGGUCCUCCACUACGCGGCUCUAGCUGCUUUCUUUGAAGGAGACGACCUGAAAGGGCUGGCGAAUGGUUUAGUGUUCCUCCACAGGCCACCGACCGCGAGGAAGACUUUGCAGGCCCUACGAAUGGCGCUGUUCGUCGAGAAGGUCAACAAAAUCCACUAUUACCUCAAUCCUGGGUUGGACAACUUGUUGGGCGAAGUUCGUGAGCUUCGUAGGUUGGUGGCACGACUGCUCUCUGUUGACCAAGUGCAGCUACACUUCUUAACAUUCGACUCCUGCUUAGCCAACCGCCCUACCAAGUACCAACCAACCAACGGGGAGAGGCCCAAGUUAGAUGUGGACAUCUGGAGAAGAGAGUUUGGCAGCAUGCUGGAUCAGUUCUUGGUGAAGGGGUGCAAGAAGUUGCGCAUCACUGGUGGUUCCCGAAUCAGGACGAUAUACACAUACCCACGAGAAACUAUGGAGCCAGUCAUGCCGCUCUCUAGUAGGGACGUCGAGCAAAUGAAUUCCAGGCUUGCUAGUUCUCUCCAACCAUGGAAAAGGAAGAGAGGAAAGCUGACUUCCCGAACUUUAUUUGGGUGGUUGAGUCGCAAGUUGACUUCCCUAUUCUGCAAUGCACCUGUAUCGUGCGGCCCAGGGAUCAAGCCUUUUCUCCACGAGUUCUAUGUCCAUUGCGAAAUGAUGCUCCAACCGCCGUUCCUAGAAUGGACUCUGUCCACGCUCCAACUCAACGGAGAAUGCAUCACAACUCUCUCCUUCAAAUGCAUCGACAUUGCAUUGGAGGUUUGGUCCGAUUUCUUCGCAGCCGUCACCUUCCCCUCCUUGUCCAAAUUCGAAAUCAGAUCCGACCUCUUUAAGCGACCACAAGGGCCCGAGUUUCCUUGUAUCGAAUCCUUCCUUAUCCGCCAUCCCUCAAUCACCCUUCUCCACCUUGACAACCUCCUCAUCCCGUCCACUUUCCCGCUUGCACAAGAAAGCAUCCUUCCGAACCUGUACAACCUCGUCGCACAUCCGGCAUACGUCAGCUGGCUUCUCAGCUCACCCAAUCCAUUGCGUGGCUUAGGUUUUAUAACACUUUCUUCAGAAUAUUAUCCUGCACAGGGCUUCGAAUAUGCCCAUUUCAACGACGCACUCGCCUCAAUGGCUCGGAACGUCGGCCAAGUUAGGCUUAAUUUCUGGUUCAGGUCUAAGAACGGGGUGGAUGCUUGGUUCCAGGACCACGUGGAGAUUGGGUGCGAAUUAAGCGCCGUCUCUCAGUUGACUGAGAUCAACAACCUGGCGAUCUAUUCGUCUUGGUGCGUUGAUUUUUCAGAGCCAACCAAAGGGAACCGAGCAGGUUAUGUUGGCUGGUGGUUUUGUCAAGGCGAUCACGUUGAGGUGCCCCCAUAUCAAAAGUGUUGUGAUAAAUUGUCGGUGGCCUUUUCAAAGGUUGUCGUAUGGACAAACAUUGGACAGACAUUGGAAACGUGUAGGAUGCUCACUAGAAAGUUGGAAGCAAUCGUGCGGCGUGGAGGCUUGAUCACUUGUACAGGUCAAUCAGUUCUGCAUCUCAAUAUUGAGCCCGCAGAUUCUCUGAAAUUCCUUUCGUCCCUCCGAUCUUACUCAAGCCUUACUGUCUGUGGGGUAGUACUAACCCUCAGGCAGCAGGCUGGCCCUUCGUUUUGA
Laccaria bicolor S238N-H82 is the source of this 1674-nucleotide messenger RNA. RefSeq lists its product as uncharacterized. The transcript is spliced from 5 exons. The coding region runs from base 1 to 1674 and encodes 557 amino acids. The record is from RefSeq and is a predicted model, not a curated record. NCBI's taxonomy places the organism in Eukaryota, Fungi, Basidiomycota, Agaricomycetes, Agaricales, Hydnangiaceae.